Corticium candelabrum is the source of this 1542-nucleotide messenger RNA. RefSeq names its product ATP-dependent helicase wrn-1-like. Gene Ontology annotation, biological process: double-strand break repair via homologous recombination. Gene Ontology annotation, cellular component: cytoplasm; chromosome; nucleus. NCBI's taxonomy places the organism in Eukaryota, Metazoa, Porifera, Homoscleromorpha, Homosclerophorida, Plakinidae. The transcript has a single exon. The record is from RefSeq and is a predicted model, not a curated record. Gene Ontology annotation, molecular function: four-way junction helicase activity; 3'-5' DNA helicase activity. Bases 738 to 1421 code for a protein of 227 amino acids.
GACUUCAUUGAAGUCGCUGAUGAGAGAUCAGGUCGCUAUUUUAAAGCGCAAAGGGUUUGCAGCUGCCUUUGUUGGUGAGUCGGAUUCGUCAGACGCUGCUGUCAAGGUAGGGAAAUUCCCCAAUGUCUAUGGAAGCCCUGAAGUGCUUGUCGGCUCACGCGAGUGGCGAUGCGCCUUACAAGCAAAUGAGUUGAGAGAGCGGUUCGUGGCCGUGGUAGUGGACGAAGCUCACACAGUAGUUCAGUGGUAAGGCAAAAUCAUGUCUUUCUUUGCGUUUUGUAGUCGCAAUUGGUGAUGUGAAAUUCAUUUAUUGUAGGGGUACUGCAUGUCAGGACGUUAGUGAGAAAGAGGAACCAUUUCGCGUAUGGUGUGGCCUGGUUGGCGAGCUGAGGUCGUUGUUGGAUGUCCCGUGCUUGGCGCUAACUGCAACUGCCUCUGCAUCCACAAGGAAAGCUCUCACAUUAGCAUUAGGACUCCGCAAUGCUGUCGAAAUUGUGAAGAGUCCUGAUAGGCCAAACAUCCAUCUCUCAGUCAAAAGAGUAGCUCCCGACUUUGAGACAACUUUCGACUGGCUUCCAAGAAUGAUUCAGACGUUAAGAGUGGCCUGCCCCAGAGUACUGGUGUACUGCAGAACUCAUAAUGCCUGUACAUCAUUGUAUUAGCACUUCAACCACACUCUUGGUAAGAGGGCUAUCUCUCCAGAGGGUGAAACUUUGGUUGAGAAUCAACAUGUGAAAAUGUAUCACUCCAGCACCCCUGAAGCUAACAAGGAGGCAAUAUUGACAUCUCUGAGAGCUGUUGAUGGCAAGUGCAGAGUGGUAUUUGCCACAAAUGCCCUAGGCUUAGGAAUUGAUGUGCAAGGAUUGCAUACAGUUGUUCACUGGGGACCAGCCAAUACUCUGGAAAGCUAUAUGCAGGAGAUAGGUCGGUGUGGCAGAGAUGGCGGACAAAGCAGAGCCGUUUUGUAUUAUCAUGGUCAGCAGCUGCAGCACAUUGAUUUUGAAAUGCGACAAUAUUUGUUUGAUUCCGACACAUGUCGUCGGAAAUUGCUGUUGUUACCCUUUGGUGCACCCCUUGUGCAACCAGAAACUCAACACCAGUGUUGUGAUGUGUGUGCAAGAACGUGUAGCUGUGCAAAACCAUCAGAUUGUUCUGGUAUACAGGGUAUCUUUUGGAAUAGUCAUCAUCAGGAGGUCAGGGAUGGUGUUCAUCAUAGAUCACAUAGACCCGUUUCACUGCCUCACAUUGCCUUAAUUCGGACAGCCCUUCUUGAGUAUAAAGAAAUGGAAAAAGAGAUAUUUACAUCAUCAGUACAGCAGCCACAAUAUUCAUCAUGUACUCAUGUUAGACCCAUUUCAGAUGAUUGCAUCCAGGAGAUUUUGUCCAACCUGACUAAUUUUAGUCAGUGGGAGGACAUUUGAAAUUUGGUACCAGAGUUGAGUGACAGUCAAUCAAAAGACAUAAUUGAUUUAAUUAACUAUGUAUUAACUUAUGAGUAGUAUAGAUGUUCCGUUGUUGAAUUAAUCAGUUUGUUCUAGUAUC